Molecule: messenger RNA, 252 nt
Organism: Anisakis simplex (herring worm)
Lineage: Eukaryota; Metazoa; Nematoda; Chromadorea; Rhabditida; Anisakidae
Source: the annotation of a GenBank genome assembly
AUGUCUUCUUCGCCGUCCAUCAGUCAUCAACCGUUCUCAACGAUACAACAAAUUGAGAAGAACAAGGGUUUAUCAGUGAAGCGUAAGAAAGGUACACAGCAUUCACGUGUCAAGAAGCGUAAACAGUUCGAUAAAGCGCUCAUCAAGAAACGCUCCCAAAAAGCUGACGUUAAACGAGAGUUGAAACCGUAUGCGGGUGAAGCGAGAGGUAUUCGUGUGUCGACGGUGAAGAGUAUCAAAUUAAAGGCUUGA